Eruca vesicaria subsp. sativa (arugula) is the source of this 638-nucleotide messenger RNA. Lineage: Eukaryota; Viridiplantae; Streptophyta; Magnoliopsida; Brassicales; Brassicaceae. The record is from the annotation of a GenBank genome assembly.
CUUCUUGUUGUUACUCUCUCUCUCUUUCUCUGCGCCUUUGAAGGGGAGGAGAGAUGAAGGCACCGAACAUGGAGACGAUAACCAAAACGGUUCAGAAUAUUUCUCUUAGUGAUCGGAGAAGAAGACUCGGAGAUGGGUUUGGAAGAUCGUCGGAAGAGAGCACUAAGGAACAUAUACCUAUGAUCUCAGAUAGAACAUUGGAGCUCAAUUCUCACUUAUCUCUUCCUUCUCACUGGGAACAGUGUCUUGAUCUCAAGACAGGAGAGAUUUACUACAUAAACUGGAAAAACGGAAUGAAAGUGAAAGAAGAUCCCAGGAAAGUGAUGAUGAAUGCAGAUAGUGACAGUGGAGAAUCAUAUGGAACAUUGUGCUCAGAAGAAGAUAGCUCAUAUUACGACAGUGAGGUGUCUUCAUCAGCGUCAUCUCCAUCAUCAAGAGAGAAUCGAAAAGAGGAUGAGGAUGAGAAUGAUGACGACGAAGAGGAAGAGGAGGAAGAAGAAGAAGAAAAAGAUGUGCUUGUGGUUGCUGGAUGCAAAGCUUGUUUCAUGUACUUCAUGGUUCCUAAGCUUGUCGAGGACUGUCCCAAAUGUGCUGCACAGCUUCUUCACUUUGAUCGACCUUAUUCUGCUUCUUCUUGA